AUGGCGGACAAGAUCUCAAUCACCAUCUGCGGCGACGGUGGAUGUGAGGACUCUUAUUCAGUCACCCGAACCGUCGACGGUCUCCCCUACUUCCUCUCCAUAACCGAUACAGCCGGCCAAGAAGAAUACCGCGGACUAUGGACCGACUCGACAAUGAAAUCGGACGCAUUCCUGCUGGUCUACGACAUCACGAACCCCUCCAGCUUGCAGACACUAGACUACUUCAUGGACUUCAUCAAGAUGGAGGCCGAGCAGCGCCUAGAGGAUAACGAGCGCCUGCGCAAAGAAUUCGGCCCCAAUCCCACGGGCAUCCAGAUCGGCAUGCCUCCCCCGGUCAAAAUUGUUGCGGGCAACAAGUGUGAUUUGAAGGAUGGGCGCGCUGUCACGUCGCGCGAUGGCCUGGAAUAUGCUCGUCUGAAUGGGUGCGGAUUUAUGGAGACGAGUGCGCGUGAGAUGGUUAAUAUUGAGGAAACCUUUGCUUUGCUUGUCCGUCGCGUCGUUCAAUCUCGCCGACAACAUAAUAUGCAGGGUACCGCAUCUGUCCGACCUCCAUCGCGUGCUGGGCAAUCCGUUCAUACCACGGCCCUUCCCACGAUAAAGGCCAAUGUGGGCGCCCGUGAAUCCCAAUCGCGACGCAGUCGAUUCUUCAGGUUCCGAAGCUGGAAGACCGCUGAGACGAAGCAGGGCGCUGAUGAUGGCGUGGACAAAGAUGCUAAGCGCGGGGCAUCAGUCGAUCAGGAAGAGAAGGAGAGGGAGAAAGAGAAAGAGAAAGAGAAAGAAGAGGCUGAGCCUCGGAGAAGUUGGGUCCGCCAGCUGUGCUGCUUGGGUUGCGGAUUCCGGUGGGGAUGUGGCUGCUGUUCGAAAUAG
Penicillium manginii is the source of this 867-nucleotide messenger RNA. RefSeq names its product putative RAS small monomeric GTPase. Gene Ontology annotation, molecular function: GDP binding; GTP binding; GTPase activity. The transcript has 3 exons. Gene Ontology annotation, biological process: signal transduction. Lineage: Eukaryota; Fungi; Ascomycota; Eurotiomycetes; Eurotiales; Aspergillaceae. The record is from RefSeq and is a predicted model, not a curated record. Bases 1 to 867 code for a protein of 288 amino acids. Gene Ontology annotation, cellular component: plasma membrane.